AUGAGAUUGGACAUUCGAGGCAGGAUCAAGGUUCUUCACGGCCAAAACCGGAAAACAGAGGAACCGCCGCUGGCCCUGUUCGCCUUGUGCACUCCCUUCGGGCCACCAUCCCUCCUUGAGAUCCCCCACAAGGAAGUGAUGUUCAAGAGCAAGCACAAGCUUGACCUCUCCCUGGUAUCAAUGGACCAGAGGGGCAAGAUGUUGCUUGGCUAUUCGGAUGCCGAACUUGCCGAUAUGGGAGGAUAUGAUCUAGUCCAUUACGAUGAUCUCGCCUACGUAGCAAGCGCACACCAAGAAUUGUUGAAAACGGGUGCUUCAGGCAUGAUAGCCUACAGGUACCAGAGUAAAGAAGGACAGUGGCAAUGGCUUCAAACAAGCUCAAGACUCGUCUACAAAAACUCGAAGCCCGACUUUGUCAUAAGCACGCAUCGACCUCUCAUGGAGGAAGAAGGUAGAGACCUUCUAGGAAAGAGAACGAUGGAUUUUAAAGUGAGUUACCUUGAUGCUGGGCUGACAAACAGUUAUUUCUCUGACAGUGAAUUAGUGGGUUCAUCAACACCAACGAGUGGCUCCCAAGCUCCAACACCGCAAAGGGUUAACAGGCGGUAUAAAACCCAAUUAAGAGACUUUUUAUCAACGUGUCGGACUAAACGUAAAAUUUCUUCUCAUAGUACAGUUGUUCCCAACCCAGAAUCUGAAUUUAUAGUGCCAGACUCAGCUGCAGCAGUCGCAGCAGCCUACACAAAUCUCAACGUCUAUGGUGGAACAUAUCCCACGCCAGCUCCUGCAGAAACCUACAUGAGCCACUCGGGAAAUUUCCACCAGACCCUCUACGACAACAGGUUUCUCACCUCUACAACGGACAACCUGUUUCAUCAAUACCGCCAUUUAGGAUCUUACUAUCCCGAUUACCAUUCAUCCGGGGGUUAUGUAUCCAAUGGAUUUCUGGACAUGUCUCCCAGAAGUGCCACCUGCUUGCCGACAUAUGAGACGAGCCAUACUGUCCAUCAAAUAGGCAAAGCAGACUGUGACAAACUGUACACCUGUCAUCAGCCAUUAGAACAGAAGUACGCGACCGUUAUAGACAACACGAGGUAUCCUAAAUGUCUCGAUAUGGGUGGGUAUGCACCACCAGGAGUCGUAACGGUCCCUCUUUGUGACAUAUCACACAAGAAAAGUGUUAAAUCAAUGGACAAUCUUUCUUCAAGUAAUUCUGCGGGUUCUUCACCAGCGGGUGUAAACGGUUUAGUGACACCCAAAAUCGAAGACAUGAAGGACAUGAUGCAACACUACGAACAACCUCGGCAAACAGUGUUGAUGUGGGGAGCUGCACAUACACCAACGUCGUCAAGUAGCAGGUCUCCUCAAGGUGGAUCACCGGUCUCUUACCAGGAUAAGAAGUUCGGAGACCCUCUGAAGUCGCUAGCAGAGAUGAACAGCAUGGCCGAAACCAAGUGGAAGCCAGAGACACCACCUCACGUCGCAAGCCCAAAGUACACCCACUAUCAGUAUAGUGAGACGGGCCAAGAGGUAUUGCCUCACCAGAUCUAUCCUUACCACCAGUGA
This is a messenger RNA of Nezara viridula (southern green stink bug), 1566 nucleotides long. The record is from the annotation of a GenBank genome assembly. Lineage: Eukaryota; Metazoa; Arthropoda; Insecta; Hemiptera; Pentatomidae.